Molecule: messenger RNA, 2034 nt
Organism: Penicillium antarcticum
Lineage: Eukaryota; Fungi; Ascomycota; Eurotiomycetes; Eurotiales; Aspergillaceae
Exons: 6
Coding region: 1-2034 (677 amino acids)
Biological process (GO): regulation of DNA-templated transcription; DNA-templated transcription
Cellular component (GO): nucleus
Molecular function (GO): zinc ion binding; DNA-binding transcription factor activity, RNA polymerase II-specific; DNA binding
Source: RefSeq, a predicted model, not a curated record
AUGAGCACUUCGCGCCGUCGCAAUGGCAAGCCGGCCUCAUGUGAGCCAUGCCGCCGAGACAAAGUCCGCUGCGACCAUGCACUACCUGUCUGCACACGCUGUCGAGACCGAGGAGUCUCGACCCGAUGCUUUUACCACCCAGCUCCCCUAACACGAGCCAAAGGACGUCGCGUAUUCCCAUUGGCAGAGGGUGUCCCUUUUGAUCGAGCCCCAUCGACGAGAAAUCCUCAUAUGAAUGAAACUUCUUUCAAUUCAUAUAUGCCCAAUGCAGUCCAAGGAGGCUCUGCAUCUAUUAUUUCAUCGCGAACUCAACCUUUACUUUCUGGAUACUUCGGCCCAACGAGUUUCGUAUCCCCUCUCACCGACGAUGUUGACCUAGGAGUCCCAGGUCAAGGCCUGGAGGUGGAAGCCUCUCAGCGGGUCCUUCCACCAUACUGGGUACAGAAAAUAUCAGAGGUAGUAUCAACUCUGGGCAAUUUUAUCAAAGUCGAGGCUUUGAUUCGCGAGUAUUACGCUCUCAGUCAAAGUGCUGUGAUAGCAGCGCCAUUCGUGCUAAAUAGUCUUGGACCAGUCGGUUCCAUGUGCAAAGAAUUUGUGCUGACUCCGAAUGUGGAUGACUCUACAUCAUCACUUACUGUCCGUAUAAUUCAAAACACGGCAGAAAUCUUCCAUGUGCCUGCAACGACGAGGGGAAGAGAUUUUCAUACGCUCUACACCGGCCCGGCCAUUCGUCUCGAAAUAAUCGGAAUAUUAUGCGCCCUCGCUGGUCGAGCAAGAUAUCUGGGACUCGCUCGGGAUAAAUGCGAUGGCAAAACAUCUCGGACUCAAUAUGCGCGCAAGAUGUUAGCAGCUAGUGAUGCCGCGCUGUAUAUUUGCAAAAUCUUGACUUCACUCAAUGAUCUGACAAUAUGGCUUGUGCAUGAGAACCUCUUGCUAACAGAUUUGGUGAAUGGCGAUUCAAGUCCAUCCUGCUGGAACAGACUAGGCGAACUCUCAACAGACAUCUUCGCGCUCGGUCUGCACCGCGACACAAAGACAUCCCCAGAGCUACCAGAGUUUCUACUAGAAACCCGCCGGCGCCACUUUACUUCAGCGUACCAACUCGACAAAAACAUAGCCACAUUCCUCGGUCGACCACCUCGAAUGCCAUGGCGGUAUGCUGACUGUCGCAUGCCCCUCGAUAUAAGCGACGAGGCACUUGCUACUGACAAUAUGGUCCUGGAUUAUUCCCACGACUACAUUGAUUCAAAUGGAUGGAGUCUUCACGGUGUAGUGCAACGAUCGUCAUGGAUGCGAGUCCGAUUCAUUGUCAGCACAUUCCGCGAUGAGAUCCUGGAAGUCUCUCUUCGGAGGAUAACGCCUGAGAUGGAAGAUAUGUUGGAUGACAUCUCUCAGAGAUGUCACCUUGCAUGGGAAGCCCUCCCCAUCCAUCUACGCUAUACACCCCAAUGCUGGGAUAACAACCUCCCCGUAGCAGUGUGUCUCAUGCUAAUAAUAUCAUACCUUGCAUACCUCUACAACGACUUUCUCAUACAAAGACUGAUAGCUGGAAAGAGAAAUCCGCGCGGUAAUACAGCACUCCUUUCCGUCAGUGCGGAUAUCCUAUCUACAGUCUUGAUACUUGGCACACAACGCGAACAGAUGGUCGACCUACGGCCCGAUUUCACAUGGACGGUCCUGCUAUACGGCUUCCCAAGCGCAAGCCUCCUAAUUAAAGCCUUGCAACACCAAAAACGCACAGGCGAACUAUUCCUGUAUGACGGAUCGCGGUCUGCCCUUAUUCGUAAUCUUAGCGUUUUCAUUUCUCAUCUUGAGUCUAUUGCCAGACCAGAUAAUGCGAACUAUGCGCUGUUCCAGCGGGCGAGUCAGGUAUUCUCGAAGAUUAUCGAUGAGAUUCUCGAGCCGGUGCCUGAUUCUGAGCUUGGGGAUGCUGAUGCUGCUCAUUAUGAUUUCGAAUCUGUUGUUGAUGUCGAUGGGUUAGAUUUGUUUAAUCAUAUGGAUUUCGGGGUUGCGUUUAAUCAGUGGUUAUUUUAG